Aphanomyces astaci is the source of this 360-nucleotide messenger RNA. RefSeq lists its product as hypothetical. The record is from RefSeq and is a predicted model, not a curated record. The transcript has a single exon. NCBI's taxonomy places the organism in Eukaryota, Oomycota, Saprolegniomycetes, Saprolegniales, Verrucalvaceae. Bases 1 to 360 code for a protein of 119 amino acids.
AUGCACCUCCAGUUCUACCUGAUUGGACUUCGACCGGCUCACUUCAUCCGUAAUGUGCUGGACCCGCAUCGUGAGCGCAUCCUACGCUUCUGGUCUGAUGUCGACAUCGACGUGGUCGAGGAAAAUCAUCGCCAGCUGGUCGCCACAUAUAGCAACGACCCCAUCCUGCGCCGCACUAUUGACGAACACGUCAAUAGCGCCACUUUCGAUGAUGCCUGGGAUAUCGCACCUCAUCAAUGGCUGCAUCUGCGCGAGUUCUGCGGUGGACUGGCGACCAUCUUUCCCAACACUACCUCAGUCGAAUCUGACUUUUCGAUCCUAAAAUGGGAGAUGGAUCGGAGCUGGACCCUUUCGGAGUAA